This is a messenger RNA of Polypterus senegalus (gray bichir), 3071 nucleotides long. Its product is annotated as trithorax group protein osa-like. Bases 107 to 2803 code for a protein of 898 amino acids. The transcript has 31 exons. Lineage: Eukaryota; Metazoa; Chordata; Cladistia; Polypteriformes; Polypteridae. The record is from RefSeq and is a predicted model, not a curated record.
CAACACGAAGGAGCCCAAGUUCCUUUUGAUCAGGUAGCAUCUCCUUUGAGUCGGCUCUGGAUUAGAACCCGCUGUUUAUGAAACCGGAAAAGGUACAUCUCCAAGAAUGAAGAGGGGACUUCUACUCCUGUGCUUCCUAGGCACAGCCCUGGCCUUCCCAGUGGGACCCGUUGCUUUAAGUGCCAGUCAAGAGGCGUUGAUGCAGCAGAGGUGGAAUGCCCUGCUUGGUGCCUUCCAGCAGCAGAAAGAAAUCUACCCGCCAGUCUCGCCAGUUCAGCCGAGGCUGGGCGCCGAUGCCCAGGUGCAGCUCCCCCAAGUUAAACAGCCAGAGCUGAAACAGCCAGUGUCUCCAGAGCAGCAAACCCCGGAGAAGCAGCCCCUCCAGUCCAGCAGAUACCUGCAUGUUCCUCAGCAGGCGCAGCGGAUGCCAUACGGAUAUGGACCACAGCGAUGGGGUUACACUUCGUACGUCAGUGGGACUCAGAUGUUGCCAUUCUUCCCAUUUGGCUUUCCUCAGAAGGUCCGUCCCCAGAGCGUCGAGGAUGACGAGAUGCCCGCUCCAUCGAGACCUCAGAUGCCCCCACAGCAGACACCUCAGAUGACACCACCCUACGGCUCCGUCCCUCAAGAAACGCCAGGGUCGCAGACUCCUAAUGGAGUGCCAGCCAAUGGCAAAGACCCCCAGCCGACUGGCAGCGAACCACAGGCACCGAGUCAGCAGGAACCUCAAGUGAAACCCUCAAAUGGCAACUCCCCAAAUCAGCCCGAACAGACCAAACCUAAUGGUUACCCCACCUUUGGAAAUCCAGCUCAAGAGACCCCCCAGAAGCCUCCAGCCCCCGACUCCAACGUGGGCUCCUCCUUUGGCUCCUCACAGCAGACGAGACCCCAGCAGCCUCAGUUCUCUUAUCCGGAGCAGACCAUCCCGUCAUAUGGUGAGACAGCACAAGUGAGACCACAGCAGCCCCUGCAGCCAAACCCAGAGAUCACCUCACAGUUCGGAAACGCACCACCCCGUCGGACAGAAAUGACACAACAGCACCACCAAGAGGUGAUCACCACCUGGGCGAGCGCCGGACUGAGGAGACAGCAGCCACCCCAGUACCCCGCACAGGGCAAUCCGCCAAUGAACGGCACGCCACAGCAGAGACCCCAGCAGCCAGCCCCCGAAAUCCAUCAGCAGUUCCACAAUGGCCAGCAACCGCAGCCUCAGGCCCCGAGUCCAGACGUACAAGUGAGCCAGCAGUUUAACAACAUGCCGCAGCUGCGACCCCUGCAUCCGUACCCCAGUCUGAACCAGCCCUUCAACAACGCGCCGCAGGUCCGACCGCAGCAGCAGCAGCAGCCGCCGCCGAGUGUCGAGGUCAUCCCUUCAUUUGGCGCCUUACCGCAGCCAAGACCCCAGCUGCCCCUGCCAGAAGUGCUCCAGCCCUACGGAAACAUCCCGAGACAGACGCACAUCCCGCGACCUCAGGAGCUGCCACAAGUAAACCAGCCAUUCAGCAACAUGCCGCAGUUCAGACCACAGCAGCCAAACGUAGAAGUCAUCCCGUCAUAUGCCGUCGUUCCUCAGAUUCCUCUGCCCAGACCUCAGCAGCCGAUGCAGCCACAGCCCAAUGUGAUCCCAUCGUAUGGCGCCAUCCCGCCAGUGAGACAGCAGCAGCCGAUGCUGCCAAACCCCGAGAUCAGCACGUCCUACGCUAACCUGCCAAGACAGGCGCCCUUCCCAAGACAGCAGGACCAGCAGCAGCAGCAGCAGCAGCAGCAGCAGUUCUCCUCCUUUGGUUUCCAGCACCAGGUUCCUGUCCAGCAGCAGCAAGGCCAAGCCGGGAAUUAUCCUAAAGUGGUCUACAUUCAACUCCCAUCUCCCCCUAUGGCUGGCAUGGGACCCAACAGAGCAGCUCCUGCCGAAUCAGAGGAAGGCGGCCAACCUCAGUAUGCCGGUUACAUGCCACCCGCUUAUGGUUAUGGGCCAUAUGGUGGCUACGGGCAUUUCGGGAAAAGGAUGCCCCUGUCCGAAGAAAUUAAUGAAGAGGGACCUGCAAAGGCAGAGGGAGGAAAGGAGCCAACCAAACCCCCCAAAGCUGAGGAAGCCACACCCACACCCGGAGGAACAGCUACAAAACCAGACGGCGCAGCCCCCAACACAGAAGGUGGCGCACCUGCCGCUGGUGGCAGUCCCCCUGCCGCUGAGGGGAGUCCGAAUGGUCAGGGGGGCACCCCAACCAACCCUGAAGCCAACCCACCAGCAUCAGGUGGAAACUCCCCAGCCAAUGGACAAAGCCAGCCGGACAGAGGGGACAGUCCAAACCAAGGUGUGAAUCAGCCCAACCCAGCUCAGGGCAUUAACCCGAUGUACCCUGGCAAUGUGAACCCCUUCAGUGGCGUUUUCCUGCCAGCUGGUAUCCGAAAGGUUACCCCCUCACCAGACACCGGCUCAACCCAGAUUCUACCUGGUGGCUUUGUUCCCUCAGCUGAUGGCGGUGCCACCAUCCCAGUCACAUCCUCCCCAUCAGGGAACAACAAUGCCGUUCUCAACAUACCAUAUUACCCAUCUAACGGUGGCAAUAUUAAUCCGGUGGGCAUGAGAAAGACGCCUGUCAAAAAUGGGUGCAAUAUGGGUAACCAUGGGCCAACCACCGUGGAGCCAGUGGCGCCCUCUGCAGGCAACUCAGAAAUUCCCAGCUUCGGUGAAGGCAUCCUGAUGGCGGCGGCAGAGGCGGGCAGUGACGGAGAAGGCCGCACCCCCUGCCGUGUACACGACACCGCCACCGCGGGCAAAGAGAGCAAUUUCUACUACUGAAGAAGGCGAUUGUGGAGAAACGCCUAUCAGAAAAACAGCCAAAGAAAUACAAAUCAUGUUUUAUUGUAAUAUAAAUAGAAUUAGGAGAUUUUUGUUUUCUUAUACUUACCGAUAAAAAACAUCCUCGCGUGAGCUUAUUUGGUUAUCAAAGGGGUUAUGGUGGGGACCACAAUGCUGUUAACCAUCAUAACGCUGGCAUUGUUUUGUAUUCCAUCACAAAAUUGUAUUGUAGUAAUACGGAUUUAAUAAACGGAAAACAUGAAAAACA